AAGACCAAUGAAUGGCUAAAUCCACAAUAGGGCGGUCACAAUCAAUCGUUACGGGUAUAUCAGGUUUAAAUUAUAUAGGUCUAUCCAUCAUCUCUGAUAAAUAUGGUCAGGCGUCUGAGUGGAUGAAUUCACGACGAUCGGAUAUAGCAGAUUAAAAUAGUUCUCUGACGCUGAUUUAAGAAAUUUGAGGCUGACCCUUUUUCGUCAUGAACCAACGCCGUUACGUCGGAAGGAGCCGCAUCAAACGGUUUAGUAAUGCGUUUAUUAGACCGAUCAACUAAUAUUAUCUGCUCGAUGUGGGUAAUAAUAACGCGAGAGUUUGCAAGUUGCCUUAAGACUGGAGUUGCAACUGCCAAAGGUGGAGUGGAUCCGCGCAUGACCCGACACACACUACUGUAGUACUGUACACGGCAGAGGGGAUAUAUCGAUAUAAAAAACAACGAAAUAAUCCAGAGCCACCCAGCCGGACCGGCGUGCCGCGAAGCUCGGCAGGUGUGUGUGUGAUUGCCAUGUAACUUAACGUUGAGGAAAACGCCUACUGCGAGCUGCCUAUCGCCUGACCCCCACGUGGGUGACCCGGCUGCCCUGCCGCCUGUGCUGGGGGACUCCCAACAGUUCAGGUCAUGGAGAGUCUGGGUGGCUCCAGGUUUGGGAAGCUAUCCUCCUCAGGGCUCCCUCGGGGCCGGCCCCCAAAGCAUGGUCACCCGCAAGAGGCUGUCAAAAGCACCGCAGGCGCAGACAACAACAAACACGGUACUUUGUGUGGUGAGUCAUUCGAGGGGAAGAGGAAAGGUCGUCCUAAAGUGGACGUUCAGGAACUCAGGAGUAUCCCUGCCCAUAUGAUAGUACAGUGGAAGGAAGAGUUUAAGCGUCGCUCCAGGGUAAAGUGUCCGUGCUCGGGCUGCUGGUUAGAGUUUCCCAGCAUCUAUGGCGUCAAGUACCACUACCAGCGCUGCCAGGGGGCCCCUCUAUCAGAGAAGAUGAGCCACAGCUGUCCCUAUUGCGAGGCGGUGUUUGCCACAAAGGUGCGCCUGCAGAAGCACACGCUGUGGAACCACCCAGACAGGGUGAGCGUGGAGCCCAAGGGGGAGCAGCCCAAGCUUCAGAAGACCCCUUUCAAGGCCAAUGCCAAGAAGAGGCCCAUGGAGAACAGCCCACCCUCCCCGGUGUUCUUCAAAGUGAAAAAGACCCACGAAGCGUCCACGCCCUCUCACAACGGCGAGUUGCCCCCACACCGAGGCGAGCGGAAGCCCCACGUCCACAGCCAGGCCCCCCUGCCGGUCGUCCACGCGCCCCAGCCGGUGCUCCAGCCCCAGUCCCACCAGUCGGAGCGCUCCCCGAGCACCUCGUCCGACAACGGGGGCAGCGAGAGCGAGGGAGGCAGCCUGCCGCCCCCCCUUCCUGACGAAGACCCCGAGCGGAUGAAGCAUAGACGGAAACAGAAAACACCCAAGAAGUUCACCGGCGAGCAGCCCUCCAUCUCGGGAACAUUUGGCCUGAAAGGUAUGACCAAGGUGGAGGAGAAGCUGAAGGCAGGCCGGGGGAAGAGACCAGAGGGGAGUGGCUUCAGUGAGGAACCCCAGAGAAGACCCAAUCACAGUCAGCCAACCAAGAAAGACCCGGCUCCAGCUGCUUCUGGGCCUCCUUACGACACACAAUGGCAGCAUUCUAUCUCGGAGCGAGGUGAGGUGGUGUGUCCCAACUGCUCCAUUGUCACCCGGAAGACGGUCGCUGGCCUGAAGAAACACAUGGAGAUCUGCCAGAAGCUCCAGGAUGCCCUGAAGUGCCAGCAGUGUCACAAGCAGUUUAGAUCAAAAGCCGGCCUCAACUACCACACCAUGGCUGAACACAGUACCAAGCCCUCGGGGAGCGAAGGCCAGGCGAGGGACGAGCAAGAGGAGAGAGACAGGCUGCGGCGAGUGCUCAAACAGAUGGGCCGAAUCAAGUGUCCUAGUGAGGGCUGCUCGGCUCACUUCUCCAGUCUGAUGGGCUACCAGUACCACCAGAAGCGGUGCGGGCGGGACCUCUCGGAGGACCAGAAGCCUGUGUUCCUGUGCCAGCACUGUGGGAAGACCUACCGCUCCAAAGCCGGCAGGGACUACCACAUACGCACCGAACACCCACCCGCCGCCGCUGCAGACAGCCACAACAACAACAACAGCGCUAACAACCACGACGACAGCACCACCGACACCAACAACAACACAGGCAAAGAGAGGGUGAUCCCUGAAGAGACCCCGCCCGCUGGCCGGAAGGAGCAGGCCGAGCAAAGGGAGUGGCAGGAGAAAGCAGCCCCCGCCCGGCACAAGGAGGAGUGGGGGAGCAGGGACGCUGAAGGAGCCAGAGAGCCGGAGCCAGACAGGGCAGGAGUGGCGGCGAGCGAGAGCCUGGGGGAGGACUUUGAUCGGACGCCCAGUGGCAGGGUGCGGCGCCGCUCCGCCCAGGUGGCGGUCUUCCAUCUGCAGGAGAUCGCCGAGGACGAGCUCGCCCGGGACUGGGGCACCAAGCGCCGCAUCAAGGACGACCUGGUGCCCGACAGCAAGCGGCUAAACUACACCCGCCCGGGCCUCCCUAACUUCAGCUCUGAGCUGCUUGAGACGUGGAAGAAUGAAGUCAAGGAGAAGGGCUUCAUCAGCUGCAGCAAUGGAAGUUGUGAAGCAGUGUACUCCAGUGUGUCAGGACUCAAAGCCCAUCUAGCAAACUGCAUCCAGGGAGGUGGUGAAAUGGGCAAGUACACCUGUCUAAUCUGUCAGAAGGAGUUCAGCUCAGAGAGCGGUGUCAAAUACCACAUCAGCAAGACACACUCGCAGAAUUGGUUCCGUGCGGCAGCAAGCCAUGUGGUCAGCACCAGCAGCAGCAGCAGCAGCAACAGCAGCAGCAGCAGCAGCAAGGCUAAACCGCUGGAGAACAGCGACGAUGUCAAAGCAGAGGUGAAAAACAGCACCGCCCUGGGGAAGAAAAGAGGCCGCAAGCCCAAAGAGCGCCCUCCUGUGGCCGAGCCGGGUGAGGCAGAGACUCCUCCGACGCCACUGAGUAGUACCACUCCAAACUCCAUGCUGAGCCCUUCCCUGGACGUUACACCCACCCUCACCGACACACCGAGCCCCACGGACAGUGAGAGUCCACUGGACAACAGACAAGCCAAUGGUUACGCCACCAAACGGGGUAAAUCCAAAAGGCUUUCCUUAGAGUAGUACUGCUUUUUAAGCGGAUUGCCGAACUGUUUAUACUUUAACAGGAUUUUUAAAGACCCUGCGAAUGCCACAAGGACUUGGCACGGAGAAGAUCACUAGGUCAACCAACAAGGAGUAAAUCAUUACAUAGGGACUGAGAAUUAGUUUUAAACAGUUACUAUAAUAUAAACAAACUUAACCAUAGUGUUUUCUUUUGUUUAUCCAUUCAAUUUCCAGCCUCCAUUCAAAGGGACAUGUUUAAUUUGUUCUACUCACAACCAAUGUUGAUUGUAAACAAUGACAAAUUACUAAUUUCUACAUGAAUCGUUUUUUCUUUCUCUCUUUUUUUUACUAGAAUAGUGUUCCAAAUUAAGUGAGUGUAAUUCUAUCUACAGGUCUUUAGGUUGUUGUGUUUUGAGAGAUUUUUAACAGGAUAUUCUAUUAGCAUGGUGAGAUCAUUUACUCAGUGUUUUCCCCUUUGUCCAGAUAUACUGUAGUGUACAUAAAACAAUAUCUAUACUUAUAUAUCUAUAUACUCAAAGCAAUGAUGCCAUCUAUACUUUUUCGAAGCCAACAGGUCAAAUUAGCUCAUAAGCAAUCUGAAUUAUUUUGCGUGUGUGCUCAGUGCAAUGUUGUAUUGAUCUUGAUUUAUUUGGAGCUUUUUCCCAUUAAUUAGCUUUUGCCUUUUAUUUCUUAUGAUUUCUAACACCCAAAUAUCAAGUUAAAUGUAAGCCUGUUGUGAGUUGUUAAUCAUCUUAUCUACCUAUUUUGCUAUGCUUUCUUUUUUGGUUUGUCCGAUUUAAUUUCACUUCAAUGACAUACAUGUUUGGAAUGACAUUUUAACCCACAACGUGAACGGUAUACGGCGUUACAGUGAUGACCAUGAGUUUCGGGCUUCGUUUCAUGGUUCUGGUGGAUGAAGCUAAAGCAUUUAAGACGUCCCCCGGCAAGGCUUGCGGCAUUAGUAUAUGUUAAAAUUACAUUAAUAUAUUAUUUGACUGACUAUACCUAAUAUUAAUUGUAUGUUUAUGGUCCAAGAGUGGUUGGAAAUAGAAAUACAGAUAGAAGAAGCAAUCAUGAGAAAGGCCUGUUGCACCAUUGCAGCACAAUCAAAUGAGAUGCCACCAUUUUAUGUGCGGCUUAAUACCCUUGGCUACUAGUCCUUUUGCUUAAAUCAAAGAGUUGCUAUUAUCUUUUGUAGAGUGGUUGAAGUUCAUAAUAUUUUAUGAGACAAAAGAACGAUUUGCGAAAUAUUCAAAUAUUAUGUAUAUUAUAAAUCAAUUCCUUGUUGGUAAAAACGAUUUUCUUGCACUUUAACCCUUAACCCCACCCGCUUCCUUUUUUUGUAUUUUUGCACUCCUAGAGUAUCCAACCUAACGCAGUGGCUGUAAGAGGCAGAAGAAAGGCUGUCUUACGCUUAUAAAUCUAAACUAGAGUUUAAAACAUUUAUUUGGAUUGGUAAUGAGAGGCUUGUUCAACUAUUUGUAGUUGUUAUCUGAUCCAACGUGACCAUACAUACAAAGCCAUAACUGAUCUCUAACAGUUGAUAGUAAAAUAUCUAAGUUCUAUUAAAUGAAUUUAAUUUAUCGAUAAAUCCUAUUGAGUGCAAUCCGAAUAUGCUAUUUUGACUCGAAAACUUUGAAGCAGAUACUUGAAUCCACAGUUGUAUGUACUGUGUAUGUCCGUAUUAAAUAAUAGCUUGCUUACUAAAAAAGGAGAGCUCGUUGACAGGUUAUAAGUCUAUUUUAUAUUGUGUGUAUUACCUAGGUAGCAUUCGGUUAGCAUUAUGGGAAGAGGGGAGGACUGAGAACCUUCUAGUGAGAUGCAUUAUGGGAGGAGGGGAGGACUGAGAACCUUCUAGUGAGAUGCAUUAUGGGUGCUUUACUUGCCACUCUACCUUAAGGACUGCUGCAAAGAUCUGGUCCUGCUCAGGCAGUCCACUAGUUCAUCUUGCCACAUUGUCAUCUUACUACAAACCGAUAAUCACAAAUGAUUAUGGGAUUGCAUCCAACUAUAACAAUAAGCAACAUGAUUAUUUUGGAGACGUGUAUCUAUACCCCAGGUGAUAUCACCAGGUGGUGGCACCUUAGACUUUACGUUGAAACAUAACAAUUUUUUACUGAAUACCGCCAGCUUGAAUCCACCAAUGGGGUUUAUUCAGGAAGGGGGGAGGGGGGGAAUUAUGCAUGUGUCUGUCUGUACUAGGAUGGGCGUUCCCCAUAUAUCCAGGGUGGACUACUGGAGAAGGGAAGUUAAGAGAAGCACUGAUGGUCCUCUGACCCGAAUCGAACUGUCCAAAACUUGGACACCGAGCUGUGCUAGCAAGCGAGUUGGCACCUUUACAAUGACUGGAUGCGAGGAAAUGGUAGCACUUCCUCCAGGAGGGUUGAGCUGUGGCACAAACAUCAUUUUAUCAGUUGCUUGUUAUUCGUUUCAUUGACUACGUCACAUUGAAAAUGUUUACCUAACAAGCUUUGGUGUUGCAAUAUGAUAGUUUAGCACUGCUUUUAUCAGUGGAUAUUUUCUAUUUUGUCACUCCCUUUACUAUUUGUCUUCCUAUUAUUGGGAAAACACUUAUCCCGCAGUAUGAGCUAACUGCAACAUGUCUAGAGAAUACAGCAAUACACCAUAUUUAGCUGGUUUUGUUGGCUUGCUGAUAUUUUGAUAUCGAUGUAUGUAUUCUCAACAAUUGUAUAGCUUUUUUUUCACUUUCCUGCUUCUGUUUGUUUGCUUUGAAAAUGCUUUUACAUAUAUUUGAAGAAAAAAAUGUUAUUGAGAAAAAUAUGUCCACAAACAUCUAUGUAGGCCUAUAUGUUGGCAUACAUUGUUCUUUUUUUUUUUUUUCAAUUAUGGGAUACACAUCACUUGCAUUUUGUCUCCAUAUACACAAUGAAAACACAUCAACAAUUCCUUAUAUCCAAUAUGGGACAAGAGGUAUGUAUGCGUGUUUGUUUCUGUAUUUAGUGCACUUACUAUCCCAUGAAAUAGGCUUGAAAUAGGAGUGUUGUUGGAGCUUCAUAGUUACCUGGACUCUGUCGUGUGACUUUUGUACCUGGGAAAACUGCAGGCUCAAGUGUCUUCCCUUUGUCAGCAACGUUAUCUUUCCAACACUGGUUACAUAUUUUAGAUCCCCUUAGAGUCAGAUCCUUCCAUUUACUCUAAACAAGCGUAGUUCAUUUAAGCCUAUGUUAAAUGUAGAAAAUGACAUCCACCCAUAUUGUAAGACAUUGUUUGAUUUAGGAUAUAAAUAUAUAUUGAGUUCAAAGACAUGAGUUAAAGAAAUGUUGUAGACUAACUGCCAUUGGUAUGUAGGUUACAGGUGAAAUGAAACUAAUGAUCUUCUGUUUGUAUUUAAGGUUUCCAUAUAAGAAAUUAGGUUGUUUCGUAUCUAACAUUGAGGUGAAAACACACAUCCUUUAAUUCUAAGCUUACAUUUCCCCCAAACAUGUUGUAUUUCAUGUGCAUUAAUAACCCUCGACUACUUAAUAAAAUGUUGUUGACUAAA
Molecule: messenger RNA, 6678 nt
Organism: Gadus macrocephalus (Pacific cod)
Lineage: Eukaryota; Metazoa; Chordata; Actinopteri; Gadiformes; Gadidae
Gene: znf512b
Product: zinc finger protein 512B
Molecular function (GO): zinc ion binding
Source: RefSeq, a predicted model, not a curated record